Messenger RNA from Lolium rigidum, 1566 nucleotides. RefSeq lists its product as uncharacterized. NCBI's taxonomy places the organism in Eukaryota, Viridiplantae, Streptophyta, Magnoliopsida, Poales, Poaceae. The transcript has 12 exons. The record is from RefSeq and is a predicted model, not a curated record. Bases 13 to 1566 code for a protein of 517 amino acids.
AGGGUUUGAAAUAUGAUGAAAAUCAAGAGGAAAGAUGUUCCAAGUAGAACAACGAGCAGAAACUUGCGUUCAUCCGGUAGAUUCAUUGAUGAUGAAGGUGUACUCAGUCAAGAACUUGCUGCGAAGUUGUCUCCAAGCAUUGUCUGGCUUGCCUCAUUUGUUGGUGAAGAGCCCCAUUCAGUAUGCACAGGCAUAGUUGUCCGAAAUGAUCCACUAGGUGCAUCUUUCGUGACAUCUGGAGAUUUGGUUACAUCUAGAGAAUUCGUUACAACUCAAAAUUCAGGUUCUAUCGAUAAAUUAAAGAUAAAAGUGCAUCUACCAAAUGGGAAAAUUGUGAAUGCAUCUGUGCAAGACUACAAUGUAGCUUGCAACAUGAUUGUUGUAACCACUAAGUCCUUCCCUGAUCUCCGCCCAGCAUGUCUUGAUAAACAGAUGCAAGUUGAGCAUUCCACUCUGUUAUUAGCUGCAAGUUUAUGCCCCAUGUCAGACAAAUUUUCGGUCAAAACUGGGGUACUGACUAACAGUCCGAUUGGAGUUGAGAGUCAUGGAAUCAUGUGGUCCACGUGCGAGAUCACUGAGGUUGGAAAAGGUGGACCUCUUGUGGAUUUUGAUGGGAAUAUUGUUGGGAUGAACCUCUGUACGAGAGCGGGAGCAACCCAGUUCGUGCCAAAACAGUUGAUUGUUGAAUGUAUGUGUGAUCUUGGGUUCUGGAUCUAUGUAAAUAAUGUUCCCACGCCAUUUGACUUCAGUGCAGAAGGUACUUCAAGUCUAGAUACUAUAAUUAGCUCAAGUCAAAGUGGCUCGAGUAAGGGAAGUGAGAAUGAGAACCAGGAACCUUGUGCAUUUGCUAACCAUGGGGCUAAUGGCAUAUGGUGUGACCUCAAUGAAGAACUUGCUUCAAAGCUGUCUCCGAGUAUUAUCUCCCUUGCUUCAUUUGAUGAAGAGGGAUUGCAUUCUGAAUGCACAGGCAUGGUUAUCGACAGAAAAUUGUCUUCAGCCUCUUUUCUGACGACUGGAGGUUUGUUCGAACCAUUGCAUCAAGAUCUCUGGCAUGGUUUGACGAUCAAAGUACGCCUUCCAAAUAACGAAGUGAUCCCUGGGCGGUUGCAGUAUUAUUCGGCUCCUUCCAGUUUGGCUGUUAUUAUCACCGAUUCCUUGCCGCCUUCCCUUGAUCUUCGUGUAGCUUGUCUUGGCAACGACAUGCAAGUUGAGCCGUCUGCUGAGUUAUCAGCUGUAAGUCGGUGCUUUGACUCAGGAAAAUUAAUGUCCACAAGAGCAAUCAUCGAGGCUGUUAGUGGAGGACCACUUGUUGAUUGUGAUGGAAAUAUUGUUGGCAUCAACUACUGUGAGUGGGAAGACAAUCUAUUCCUACCAAGUAAUCGUAUUUUUGAAUGCUUGGGGAGUGAUGUAAACUGGGCUGCAAGUAAACAAGAUUGCUGCCGUACAAAUAAGAUGCACAAAUCUUCCACGCCUCAUAGCGACGGUCCAGAAGAACUCACUGAUGAUGAACUUAGGCGUAUACUUCCUCCCUGGCGACCUGAUGAUGACUUGGGCCUCUCAGCUUAA